Molecule: messenger RNA, 540 nt
Organism: Ilex paraguariensis (yerba mate)
Lineage: Eukaryota; Viridiplantae; Streptophyta; Magnoliopsida; Aquifoliales; Aquifoliaceae
Source: the annotation of a GenBank genome assembly
AUGGAACUUUCUGUAUCACAUUGCCUUUCUUCCUGGGUGAUUAGUUCCAGCCCUCACCAAUUACAGCCACUAUCUUUCCUUGCUAUUGAUAUUUAUGCGAAACUAGUCUUCUCCAUUGUGAAGUUCUGUCAUGCAGACCAAGGAUCAAGUAAACUAUAUCUUCUGCACAAGGUUUUAGUCCCAAUUGAAAAGUUCUUUAAUUUGCUGAUUAUUCAUCACCCGCUGUUGGAUUUGAUUUCCCUGGAUCAUGUGUUUGAUGGUGCAAGCUUUCAGGUUCUGACAUCUUUAGCCAAUGCAUUUCAUGCCUUACAGCCCCUUAAAGUUCCUGGAUUCAGUUUUGCAUGGCUUGAGCUGGUGAGUCGCAGAAGUUUCAUGCCAAAAUUGCUCACAGUAAAUCAUCAAAAGGGGUGGCACUGGUUUCAACGUCUGCUGGUAGACUGGUUCCAGUUCUUGGAACCAUUUUUGAGGAAUGCUGAGCUAGGGGAGCCAUUUCAUUUUCUGUAUAAAGGCACACUGGGUGUUGUUAGUGCUGCUUCAUGA